AAGAUUUUUAACUGAUCCCGUCGCAUGUCAGAAAAAUAUCACCCAUAUCCUUUCCAUGCAUGGCAAUUAGCUUCCCCUUCUGCUCUCACUUCGACAUGUCAGCACAUGAAGAACAAGAUGAUUCAACGCUUGAGCUCAUCCGCCAACACCUCUUAGGAGACUUCACCUUCACAGAUUCCUUCAUUUCUCAUCUCAAUUUCCAAUUUCAACCAGUCAAGCCGGAGUACUCGUCCCUCUCUGAAUCAGGGCCCAGCUCCCCCAUUUCAAACCCUAAUCACCAUAGCCCCCAAUUCUCAAAUUCCGAAACGAAACCCAAAAUCGUUAACUUACCAUCCAUGGAAGUAGAGCCCCUGAAUUUGAGCUCACCAAAGAGAAAAAAUAGUACUUCUCAAAAUCCCGGUCCAAAAGAUGAAUUACAACAGGUUUCAGGCCCUGGUGAUGCGUUAAGGCAUUACAGGGGAGUCCGGCGGAGGCCGUGGGGAAAAUACGCGGCGGAGAUACGUGAUCCGGCCCGGAAAGGUACUCGGGUUUGGCUAGGGACAUUUGACACUGAUGUUGAUGCUGCCAAGGCCUAUGAUUGUGCUGCAUUUAAGCUGAGGGGUAGGAAAGCAAUACUGAAUUUUCCGUUGGAGGCCGGAGUGUCGGAACCGCCGGUGAACACGGCGCGGAAGAGGAGGAGAUCGGUAAAGCAGGAGGAGGUAGCUGAGACUGAAGAACUGGAGCUUCAAAGUUGGGUGCUUUGGGAAGGAGAAGGCACUUGAAGGAGCUGUGUUAAUCUCAGGAUCCUCCUCUGCCGAUAUGUUAGAAUAUGAUUGGAGGACGGAUUUACUGAUUUACUAUAUGCAUGGUCUGUAA
This is a messenger RNA of Malus domestica (apple), 855 nucleotides long. Its product is annotated as ethylene-responsive transcription factor ERF106-like. Lineage: Eukaryota; Viridiplantae; Streptophyta; Magnoliopsida; Rosales; Rosaceae. Gene Ontology annotation, biological process: ethylene-activated signaling pathway; regulation of DNA-templated transcription. The record is from RefSeq and is marked provisional. Gene Ontology annotation, molecular function: DNA binding; DNA-binding transcription factor activity.